Durio zibethinus is the source of this 1900-nucleotide messenger RNA. RefSeq names its product shaggy-related protein kinase eta-like. Gene Ontology annotation, cellular component: nucleus; cytoplasm. Gene Ontology annotation, molecular function: ATP binding; protein serine/threonine kinase activity. The record is from RefSeq and is a predicted model, not a curated record. Lineage: Eukaryota; Viridiplantae; Streptophyta; Magnoliopsida; Malvales; Malvaceae. Gene Ontology annotation, biological process: brassinosteroid mediated signaling pathway; cell differentiation; peptidyl-threonine phosphorylation.
UAAAUAUAAAAAACGGGAAGAGAAAAAAAAAAAAACUAAAAAGAAUGAGGGGAAAAAAGGACGAAGUGGGAUCACAGGAGCAUUAGUUCACUGUCUCUCCCCUGGGUCCUCCCUCCUCUCCUCUUCUUCUAGUUCUUCUUCUUCCUUUUAUUUUCUUCUAUCGCCGCACCAUGAUCUGCCGUUGGACUUUCUCCAAUUAGGUUUUUAUUAUUUUUUGUCUCGGUUGCUUGUCAUGGCUGAAGAUAAGGAAAUGUCUGCCCCUGUUGUGGACGGGAACGAUCCAGUCACCGGUCACAUUAUUUCCACAACGAUUGGGGGCAAAAAUGGAGAACCUAAACAGACCAUCAGUUAUAUGGCAGAGCGCGUUGUGGGCACGGGAUCAUUUGGGAUUGUUUUCCAGGCAAAAUGCUUGGAAAGGGGGGAGACUGUGGCUAUAAAGAAGGUUUUGCAAGACAGAAGAUAUAAGAACCGUGAACUACAAUUGAUGCGUGUGCUGGAUCAUCCGAAUGUGAUUUCCUUGAAGCAUUGUUUCUUUUCCACGACAACUAAAAAUGAGCUUUUUCUUAACUUGGUUAUGGAAUAUGUACCGGAGAGCUUGUAUAGGGUUUUGAAACAUUACAACUGUGCAAAUCAAAGAAUGCCACUUAUCUAUGUCAAACUUUACACAUACCAGAUAUUCAGGGGGCUUGCAUACCUUCAUAGUGUUGUUGGAGUUUGCCAUAGGGAUUUGAAGCCUCAAAAUCUUUUGGUUGAUCCUCUGACUCACCAGGUUAAGAUUUGUGAUUUUGGAAGUGCAAAAGUUCUUGUCAAAGGUGAAGCUAACAUUUCAUACAUAUGUUCGCGUUUCUAUCGGGCUCCAGAACUUAUCUUUGGUGCCACUGCAUACACAACCUCAAUUGAUAUUUGGUCAGCUGGUUGUGUUCUGGCUGAACUUUUGCUGGGCCAGCCAUUGUUCCCUGGAGAGAAUGCUGUGGACCAGCUUGUUGAGAUUAUCAAGGUCCUAGGUACACCCACUCGGGAAGAAAUUCGCUGCAUGAAUCCCAAUUACACGGAUUUUAGGUUUCCCCAGAUUAAAGCGCAUCCAUGGCAUAAGGUUUUUCACAAAAGGAUGCCUCCUGAAGCAAUUGAUCUUGCUUCACGACUGCUUCAAUACUCACCAAGUCUUCGCUGCACAGCUCUUGAAGCAUGUGCACAUCCAUUCUUUGAUGAGCUUCGAGAACCUAAUGCUCGCCUACCAAAUGGGCGACCUUUGCCACCACUUUUCAACUUCAAACAGGAAUUAUCUGGGGCUUUGCCGGAGCUUAUUAAUAAGUUGAUUCCAGAUCACGUGAAACGGCAAAUAGGGCUACAACAUUUCAUGCAUCCAGCUGAGACAUAAAACUUUAAAAGUGAUAUAAGAUUUGGAUCUCCUAGUUGAUGCGUUACACAACGGAAAUUACUAUCUUUGGAUAACCAACCAUUGAUUGAGGCUUGUCCAGCAUCAUUUUCUAAUCUUACAUGAUGGGUACUGUCUCUGGCAGCUGCAUGGCGGCCUUCUGUUGAUCUUUCUACUUCUUCUCUUUCUCCUUCAUUCUAUGAGUUUACUUUUUUAUUUUUAUUUUUAUUUUGUCAAAAGGCCUUUUUUGUUAUGUACAUGUAACAUGCUUGAUACUAAAAGAUAGACCAAGGUGGACAGACCAGAAAGCUGCUAGUGGAAGAAAAGUUUGUAUUCGUUGGUGGGAAGGUCUCUGAUAGAAAUGGCCCGAAGAUAAGGGGUGGGCUAGAUGGUUUUUGAGUUUUGGUUACGGGCAUUUGUUCUUUUGUUAUUAGUUAUUGUGGUGUUUUGUGGUGGCUGACUUCAAAUUGCAGACAAUUAUUGUUACUGUUUGUGCAAAGUAAUGUUAUUACUCUUCUACUACCA